UCCAUGCCAGUUUGGAAUCAAUCUUUUUAAUAUUUAUGAAUACUGCCAGGACCACCUCUGGCAGCUUCUGUAUGAGCUCAUACAGCUAGCCGGGACUAAGAUCUCAUCUUCUCCAUAUGUUAUUCCUGUUUUCCCCAACUCAUUCAUCUUCUUCUUUUCCUUUUGCUUUUUGCCAGGAAACCGUGUUUUUAAUUCAUUGAGAUCGGCAGAUUUGGAAGAACAAUGCAAGAUCCUAUUGGGAUUCCGGAGUGUUUUUCAUCAGGGGAGAAGCCGGCUGAUGAUUCAGCUGCAGUAACCAGGUCAGGGCAGAGUGUUUUCAUGUCUAUGUACCGUACAAAGGUGGCUGAUCAGUGCCGUUUGAUCACCAUCACAUGGUACAAGAAUCUGUUAGUCCAUGGUCUUUCUGUGUCAGUAGAAGGACCGGAGGGUGAGAGUCAGUACACUUGCAAAGUGGAGCUGAAGCCAUGGUAUUUCUGGAGGAAACAGGGUUCCAAGCGCUUUGUAGUUGAAGAUAAAGCCGUUGAUGUUUUCUGGGACCUCAAGGCUGCUAAAUUCAAUGGGGAAACAGAGCCCAGCUCUGAGUACUAUGUCGCCGUUGUCUGUGAUGAAGAGGUUGUUUUACUUCUUGGGGAUCUAAAGAAAGAUGCAUACAGGAAAACAGGAUGCAGACCUACACUUAUUGAUCCAAUAUUGGUUUCAAGGAAGGAGCACGUGUUUGGGAAAAAGAAAUUUUCCACAAGAGUAAAGUUUCAUGAGAAAGGUCGGUUUCAUGAGAUCACAAUCGAGUGCAAGAACAGGACUACAACAGUUAGGAAUCCUUUAGGAGGAGUUGAGCCUGAAAUGGAGAUGAGGAUUGAUGGGCAUAUGGUGCUUCAUGUCAAGCAUCUUCAAUGGAAAUUCAGAGGUAACGAAUCCAUUCAUAUGAAUAAAGUAAGAGUAGAAGUUUAUUGGGAUGUCCAUGAUUGGCUCUUUAGUCCUGGUUUAAGGCAUGCUUUGUUUAUAUUUAAGCCAACUAUUCUUUCAUCUCCAUCAAAAUCUUCCUCCCCACUAUUCUCAUCAUCUUCAACACCGAAAACGCUUUUGUCAUCCCAGACACAGAGCUAUAGCUCAUUGGAAGGCCUGAAUGCUGGAAGUGGAUCAUCUGAGUUUUCCUUGUUUCUCUAUGCUUGGAAGUUGAUUGGGGUUGAGAAGAGUGUGGGGUCAAAGAGAAGGGGUAUGGAGCCAGCUACAGCUGGGCUUACACAAGUGACCAUAAUUGGCUAAGACAAAUUGUAUCACAUACAUUUCAAUUAUUCCACAUCGUUCUUGAGGCAUCUUUCUAUCUGUUUUUUAAGGAAAUUCUUUUUCUUUUCUCUUGAUCUGGUUUUUCUAUUCUCUUGAUCUGGUCUAGUUAACUGAGCAAAUUCCUUUCAAAAUAUAAAUAUGUGUGUAUGGUUUCUGAAUUUUUAUAUACAAGGGGAAGUAACAGUUAGUAUUUUCCUGCUUUUGCUGUAUGUCUGUUUCUAGCAUUAACAUGUUGAUGUCUAGGAAGGCCUGCUCUAUUCAGUUAACUUUCUUUCAUUGCCCUUUUCAUUACCUGAAAGUUCAAAACUUUUCUCUAGUAUCAAUGACUCAACUUCAGUGCAAUGCUUUCCUCAAGAUCUCUGGAAUUGUGAAAAGCCAUUCUGAUUUCAGCAAUUUUUCAAAAAAAAAAAAAAAUGAUGUAUAAUAGAAUGUCUUGAAGACUUAUUCAAUCAACAGAAAGUGUCAUUCAAUUUGAAAAUGAAUUGUGUUUUCUAUU
Molecule: messenger RNA, 1780 nt
Organism: Rubroshorea leprosula
Lineage: Eukaryota; Viridiplantae; Streptophyta; Magnoliopsida; Malvales; Dipterocarpaceae
Source: the annotation of a GenBank genome assembly